AAGUCGUAUAAAUAAAAAAGAGAACGAAAGAGGAGGAAGCAGCAACACGGAAAAGGUGGAGGAGAAAAAGAGAGUACUUGUUGUGGUAUAAAGAAUGAAGGAGUGAGUGUUUGUGUGUGAGUUUUAUUAUUUAAGAAAAAAAAAAAAGGGUUCGAAUGAGGAGAAAUGGAGAUGGGGAAGAGGUGGUGGCGAAGAGGAGGAGGAGAAUUAAGGAGCUAGUGCAGGUGGCUCUCAGGGGAGGUUGCUUGGCUGCUUCAGCCACGGCCAUGGCGGUGAUGCUGACUGCUACUGAGGAGGGAGUGGCAGACAUCUACGGCUUCAAGCUCACUCUCUCCUCCAACUGGUCUUUCUCUCCCUCCUACCAGUAUGUGGUGGGGGCAUGUACAGGGACCGUGCUCUACUCUCUGUUCCAGCUCUGUCUCGGUGUUUACAGACUCCUCACCGGAUCUCCCAUCACACCCUCCCGCUUCCAAGCUUGGCUUUGCUUCACCUCUGAUCAGCUCUUUGGUUAUUUGAUGAUGAGCGCUGGAUCAGCCGGUUCUGGAGUUACCAACCUCAACAAAACCGGCAUCAGGCACACUCCUCUCCCCGACUUCUGCAAGACCCUUUCUUCUUUCUGCAAUCAUGUGGCCCUGUCUCUCCUCUUAGUCUUCCUCUCCUUCAUCUUCCUCGCUUCCUCUUCCUUCUUCACUGUCCUUGUGCUCUCCACUCCCUAAUCUCUCUCUAUUCUUGUUGCUUUAUAUAAUCCAACAAAGACUCUACUUGCAAUCCCAAAACAAUGUAUUUCUCUUAUGAGUAUUUCUCUGAUGCAAUACAUUCAAGAUGCGAAACAAA
This is a messenger RNA of Arabidopsis lyrata subsp. lyrata, 834 nucleotides long. Its product is annotated as CASP-like protein ARALYDRAFT_316979. NCBI's taxonomy places the organism in Eukaryota, Viridiplantae, Streptophyta, Magnoliopsida, Brassicales, Brassicaceae. The coding region runs from base 156 to 716 and encodes 186 amino acids. The transcript has 3 exons. The record is from RefSeq and is a predicted model, not a curated record.